Molecule: messenger RNA, 360 nt
Organism: Trichoderma breve
Lineage: Eukaryota; Fungi; Ascomycota; Sordariomycetes; Hypocreales; Hypocreaceae
Product: ribosomal protein l31e domain-containing protein
Exons: 3
Coding region: 1-360 (119 amino acids)
Biological process (GO): cytoplasmic translation
Cellular component (GO): cytosolic large ribosomal subunit; ribosome
Molecular function (GO): structural constituent of ribosome
Source: RefSeq, a predicted model, not a curated record
AUGUCGUCAAAGAAGCCUACCCAGCGCUCCGCCAUUGCGGACGUGGUUGCCCGCGAGUACACCAUCCACAUGCACAAGAGACUGCAUGGUGUCACUUUCAAGAAGAGGGCUCCCCGUGCCAUCAAGGAGAUCAAGUCCUUCGCCACCAAGGCCAUGGGUACCACUGACGUCCGGAUCGACCCCCAGCUCAACAAGAAGGUCUGGGAGCAGGGUGUCAAGGGUGUUGCUUACAGAAUCCGAGUCCGAAUCUCCCGACGACGAAACGAUGAGGAGGGUGCCAAGGAGAAGCUGUACAGCUACGUUCAGGCUGUCAACGUCAAGAACCCCAAGGGCCUUGCGACUGAGGUCGUUGAGGAGUAA